CUAGCGGCCCGUCCCUCUCCCCUCCCUCCUCCGCCUCCCGUCCCUCUCUCCUCCCUCCCCAGGUCCCUCCUUCCCUCGUCACCGGCGCUGUAUAAAUCCCCUGCCCCGGCGGAUCCCCCCACCGCGGGAGACCCUGGUACUUUGGCCCCCGGGGCGGGAUCCUGCCGCCGCCUGCGGACCGCUGGGACUUUGCGCUCCCGCCGCUGACCCCUUCUCGCUCUCGCCCUCCCUCCCGCGCACGCUUCCCACCGGCCUCUUCCCUUCGCAACCGGGGGGCCAGGAUGUCGGAAAAACGCGUUGAGGAGGCACCGGCGGAGCUGAGCGCUAAGGAAAGGAAAGAAAAGAAGGAAAAACUCGAAGAGAAAGCAGUCCACAAAGAAAAGAAGAAGGAGAUAGUAGAGGAUGAGGAGAACGGAGCUGACGAGGAUGAUGAAGAGAAUCCCGAUGAUGUGGAUGAAGACGAAGGUGGUGAUGAGGAGGAAGAAGCAGAUGAGAAUGGGCAGGAGCAGGAUGGCCACGCAGAGAAACGAUCUGCAGAGGAGGAGAAGGAUGAAGUGGAUCCAAAGAGACAGAAGACAGAAAAUGGCUCUAAAGCUUGAGUCCUCCCCUCCCAUCUCCCCUGUUCCGUCCAUCUCUCCUCCUCCAUUCCAGCCUGUGCUUGCACUGCCCGUUAGCCUCUGGCUUCACACAAUCUCAGAUGAGGAAAGAUUAGAAACGCUCUCAGACGGGAAGACAGCAGUUCCCUUCUCACCCAAAGACCUGGCCCGUCCAUGACAUCAUUCCCCAGCUGAAUUAUCCCCGUCCCUGCAUCCCUUCACUGCACCCCACCUCCCAGUGCUCCUCUUCCCUCAAGAAUCUCAUGGUUUCCUGGGCACACAACCUCGCCAGGCGCUUCACGUGGCAAAGCCCCUCCCGUCCCCUUGUCACCUGUCCCCUUGUCACCUGCCCGCCUGUUUUUGUCACUGGUGUGAGAUUCUUGAGCGCUCCCGCCCCCCGGCCCUGCUGCCCGAGCUCCUCCCUGAGCCAGGAGGUGUGGGCACAGAUCUCUCUCAUGGUGCGUUCCCCGGCCCCAGGCCUCUUCUCAUCCUGCAGCUUUCCCGCUGAACCCUGAGAGACAAAGAAUAUUACAAGCAAAUAAUGGUUCUAUUAGCAACACACGGAGACAGGAUUUAUUUUAAGCUUUUUUUUUUUUUCCAAGUUUACAUGACAGCAAGCUGGCCCUCGUGAAUUUUUUGGAAGAUAAGGGUUGCUUUUAUAUAUGAAUUUCAUCUGAGCUGUGUAUUUUUUUAAUUUGGAGGCUUUUUUAAAACAAAUCAAGAGAGACACAAUUGGGGACCAAACUUGAUUUCCAUUUUUUCCCUUUCAGAUUUUUCUUGUGACCAUUUUUUGUAAAUUAACGGCAAUAUAGCCACAGCGUUUUCUAUGGCACAGACAUCACGAGGAUGAUAGAUAUAAAUAUAUAUAUUGUUUUCAACAAGCACUGUAAAUAAAAGCGUUUAAAAAUGUUUCAAA
Melospiza melodia melodia is the source of this 1512-nucleotide messenger RNA. It is a transcript of the gene PTMS, whose product is annotated as parathymosin. Gene Ontology annotation, cellular component: nucleus. Gene Ontology annotation, biological process: negative regulation of apoptotic process; positive regulation of transcription by RNA polymerase II. The coding region runs from base 282 to 599 and encodes 105 amino acids. Gene Ontology annotation, molecular function: histone binding. The record is from RefSeq and is a predicted model, not a curated record. The transcript is spliced from 5 exons. Lineage: Eukaryota; Metazoa; Chordata; Aves; Passeriformes; Passerellidae.